Messenger RNA from Limulus polyphemus (Atlantic horseshoe crab), 4442 nucleotides. RefSeq names its product transcriptional repressor NF-X1-like. Gene Ontology annotation, molecular function: RNA polymerase II transcription regulatory region sequence-specific DNA binding; DNA-binding transcription factor activity, RNA polymerase II-specific; zinc ion binding. Gene Ontology annotation, cellular component: nucleus. Bases 350 to 3502 code for a protein of 1050 amino acids. Gene Ontology annotation, biological process: negative regulation of transcription by RNA polymerase II. The transcript has 10 exons. The record is from RefSeq and is a predicted model, not a curated record. NCBI's taxonomy places the organism in Eukaryota, Metazoa, Arthropoda, Merostomata, Xiphosura, Limulidae.
UAAAGCUAUUUACUGGGUCGCGACUGGCCAUUAAUGUUUACAAUUGGUUCUUAAAAGUUGAGCAAAACAGUCGAAUGAAUAUAAUAAGUAUUUUUUACCUCCAAAUUGAUGCUUUGACCAGGUUCAAUGAUAAGAGGGCAUGAUAUUACAGAUACAUUUUCUUGGGAACAAGAGUCUACAUAUUACUCUUUGAUUACGUCACUGUAAUGUUUCGAAACCCAUGGUGGAGAGAAUAUAGCGUGUAUUUCCUGGCGUGAAACAAGAAGUAAACGUUAUAAUAAUAAGUAUUUGAUUUAAUUUUGGACUAUAGUGUAAAGAAGUAUGUGAAAAUAACGAACUUUUUGAAGUUAUGAAUGAAACUAAAACGUCAUCAAUAAUGUAUUCAGGAGAGAAUCUGCAACAUUUCCAAGGACCUUAUUCCAGAAUUCAGGAAGCUGGUGAAAACAUCAGAUUGGCUCAUAAUGUUUUAUUAUCAACAGAAAACUACGUGUUGACAGGUUCUUACCCAGUAGCAUCAACAUCUUUUGUUAACAUGAGUUACAAUUAUGACAAGUUUUCAGGGUUUACACAAAACCCUGUUGCCACAUGCAACUCUAAUGCAAGUUAUUAUGAUGUGAAUUUAUAUCAAUAUGUUAGAGAUUACCAGUUUGCUGGAGGUUUUGUAAGUGUUCCUAAUGUUUAUACACCAUGGUACACAAACAACCAGUAUGAAGAAGCUAGUAUGACCACUCAGGCAAGUGGAACUCAGCAUUUUUUUGAUCCCAGAACAUGUCAGUCAAAUGACAUUAACCAGUCAGGUCAGUUCAGUGGAAGAAACUAUGUAAGAAAAAACAGCAGAAUAAAUCAAAUUAGAAAGACAAACCAACAGUGGGACAGUAAAAGAACUAAUGAAGGUGCUAGCAAUAGGAGUAUUAAUUCCGAUAGAAGCUUAAGCAGCCAAAGUACAAACAAUAAUAACAAUGAGUUACAAAUGUCUGAGUUAUCAGAACGACAACAAAGUGUAAAAAGUGAAUCAUCUGAAAUUGGGCCUAGAUCUGCAGAGUCAUUGUUUUCCGAAGCAAUGCAUGCGGAGGCAAAAUGUGAUAAUUGCAGUUCUAAAUCUAAUGCAGAGCUAGAAGAAUCUUCUAAAGGUUAUAGAAUGAAAAACAAACAUGUAGGUAUAAAUACAGAGAGAGAAAGCAAAAAUGAAAGUAACAAGAAAAAGGGGGUUUUUCUUGCAGUUAGAAAUAGGAGAGAAAAUGAUAGAACAUCAAAUGAACUAAUUGAAAGAAAUAUUACUCAUGAAUGUAAUAACUGUGAAAAAAUAAAUCAGAAGAGUGAUAGUUUUCAACAGUAUCAAACUAAAGGUCUUAGCCAAUCUGAAGUAUUUCCUAAAAAAGAAACAAGAAAGAACAAAAAAAUUUCUGAUUUAGAGACUAGGGAAGAAAACAUCACCAACAGUGAUGUAAAAAGAGGAAACAAUCACAGGACCAGAGAACAUGAUCAUACUUCAAAGAAAAGGGAGGAAAACAGAAAUACAAAUUGGUAUCCUGUAGCAAAUAGCUCUGAAAGAGCCAGAUAUAAAACCUACGAUAAUCACAUAGAGCAUGUUAGAAAAAACUUGGGCAUGGAAAAUGAGACAAAAUGUGGAAAAAACUGGAGAAGCAAGAAAUGGAAAACUUCUGAUGCUUGGACUGGGGAUAACUGGGGUAAAAAUAAAAACUUUUUUUCAGAAAAACAUUCAAGAAAAGUGAUGUCAGAAAAAAGUCCCCAUCAUUUAGAUGAUGCAUACAAUCAAAGGACUGGAAAAAAAACUAGCAGCAGUGAAAUGAGCCAAUCUUUACAAAUUCUCUCUGAAAAUGCUUCAAAGAAAAAUGAUGACCAUGAAUAUCAAAGCAACCAUCAUCGAAAGAAAUACAAGGGAAAGUUGUACUUGAAGACCAAAGGACUAAAAGGUUCACAAAGUGUUUGUAAUGAAGAUGAUGCCACACAGCGGGAUCUCCUAACUGACCAGCUUCAACAUGGAAAAUACGAGUGUAUGGUUUGCUGUGAAAAGGUUAGAGUUGACGAUGCUGUAUGGAGCUGCAUCAACUGUUUCCAUGUUUUCCAUCUACGAUGUAUCAGAAAGUGGGCUCGUUCACCAGCUGCAAUUGUAGCCGAAUCUUCAUGGAGAUGCCCAGCAUGUCAGAAUUUGACUCAGAAGGUACCAAAUCAGUAUUUUUGUUUCUGUGGGAAAGUGCGUGAUCCUAAAUGGAACCUGUAUGACAUACCUCACUCUUGUGGAGACAUGUGUGGUAAACAACGUUUAAUGUCUUCCUGCCAGCAUUGCUGCACAUUACAGUGCCACCCUGGACCUUGCCCACCUUGUACUAUGAUGGUUUCCAGAAAAUGUGAAUGUGAGAAAACAGAAAAGAAAGUUCGCUGUAAUCAGAGUGAAAGUUUGAUGUGUAGCGGGGUAUGUAACAAGCACUUAAAUUGUAAGCUCCACAAGUGUAGUCAACAGUGUCAUGCCGGGAGCUGUCCACCCUGUCAAGUUGAAUUGGAGCAAAUAAUAAUAGUAUGUCUAUUACAGAAACGUAACAUACAUUGUUUUCUUCCUGGGAUUUCAUGUGGGAGACCUUGUAACAAAAUCUUGUCCUGUGGUCAUCAUUGUUGUCAGCGGGUUUGCCAUCAGGGCUCAUGUGAGAAGGAGGACUUUAAGUGUUUGCAGAGCUGUAGCGUAUCACGAACAGUCUGUCAACAUCCUUGUGGUAGCCUAUGUCAUGAUGGACCAUGUCCAGAAACUGUUUGUAAGGCUUUAAUUACAGUGACAUGUCCAUGUGGCUUCAGGAAAGAAAAAAACACUUGUGGAGACAGUGGAAUAGGUUUCAAACAAUUAUCAGCAUCAUUAUUAGCCACAAAAAUGCAUGAUAUUCAGUCAGGGCAAAGUGUAGACAUCAGUGACCUUUAUGGAAAUAGUAAAAUUAACAAAUUCAGUAGAUUAGAGUGUAAUGAAGAGUGUGCAGUACGAGAACGAAACCACCGAAUUGCUUUAGCCCUCCAGAUUAGUAAUCCAGAUCUUUCAAGCAAGCCAGGUCCUCCCAAUUACUCAAACUUUCUAAAGGAAGAGACAAAGAAAAAUAUCUCUUUUGUUACCAUUGUUUAUGAAAAACUGACAGAACUGGUAGAGUUAGCUAGACAGUCAAAGAAUAAAUCAAGAAGUCAUUCUUUCUCAUCUAUGAACAAAACUCAACGACAAGUGAUCCAUGAGUUAGCUGAGUUUUUUGGCUGUGAAACCCAGAGCUUUGAUAAUGAACCAUAUAGAAAUGUUGUUAUCACAGCUUUUAGGAAUAGAAGCUUUCUCCCAUUUGUGAGUGUCAUGAGUGUAAUACAGCGAGAAAUGGGACAAAGAAAGGGGCCAACUCCAGUAGGCUACAAGAAACGAGAAAUGUUUUCUUCACCUGAUAUCAAUUCUUCCACCACUAAACCUUCUCAGCAAAUUUUUAGAGAGUCACAAAUUGAUUACUUUGAUUUUACCUCCUAAUUUUGGCUAAGUACACAAUACAGUAACAGCUUCAAUAAAGUUAUCAGGUGCUUGCAGGGCCACUGCAAGAUUCACACCAACCACAUUUUUUAAUGUGACCUUGUACAACUCAGUGCAACUCUUGUAAUAUGCCAUACAAAAAUGGUAUCAGCUUUUAAUGAAGACAAGCAUGAGUUAGCAUAUUACUGUAUGAAUGCCCAUUAAAAUACCAUUAAUAUGAACCUUAAAUUUAUCCAUUGGCAUCAUAUUUAUUUAUCAGUAUUUGCAGUGUUACUAAAAGGAUGAAGUGUCAUUAAGAUGAGCUAAACUGUUAAGAAAUCUUUGAAUUUAAUAGCCAUGGAAGAGCUGAAUUAUUGGGAAUUGGUAAACCCUCACUUAAUCAUUUUUUUGGAAAUAAUGACUAACACAAUUUAAUUUACAUUAAUAAUCCAUCAGAUUGUUUUUAUGGAUUUACUGAGUCGUUCUCCUUUAAAAAAGUAUUAAAGUUGCAGUAAUUGCAUCCAUAUUAAAACUUAAAGGAAAAUUAAGAAUGGGAGUGUUAUUAAUUUGUGUAUUUUACAUACAUAUAUUGUAAUGAAUAGGCAUAAAUUUAUAAACUUGAAAAAAUAUUUUCAAAUUAUAUAAACACACACAUACAUGCUUAAACAUCUUUACAUUAAGUUUUCCUCAGAGGUAAAUUAUAAAUGCUAAUAAUAACUGGUCUUAUUAGCUUAUCUUGUUAGCAAUUAAUACAUGUUAGUAGACCACAAGUAAUUUUAAAUAAUUGAACCUACAUGUGAAACAGGUAACUAACAAUUAUAGCCCAAAAAAUGAAAACAAAUAAUUCUUCUACAAUUUUCUCAUGUUUGUUUGAACACAGAUAUUCUUGCAACAAAUUUUCAAUGAAAAAAUACAAUUACAUGUGUAGCAGCAUAGCAAUGAAAUAAAAAUAUUAAUGUUA